Messenger RNA from Spinacia oleracea (spinach), 2988 nucleotides. RefSeq lists its product as uncharacterized. The transcript has 2 exons. The coding region runs from base 1 to 2988 and encodes 995 amino acids. The record is from RefSeq and is a predicted model, not a curated record. Lineage: Eukaryota; Viridiplantae; Streptophyta; Magnoliopsida; Caryophyllales; Amaranthaceae.
AUGGCGAGGAAGAAGAAAGCAAUACUGAAUAUUUCUACGACGAAAGUUGCAGCGAAGUCUCCCUCAGUAAGUUCUCACACUUCAGGCACCAGUACUACUCAAAAUGAUGCCCAAAAUGCAAACCCAGAUGCUCUGGUUUUUGACUCAGAUGGCGAGGAGCUGAUGCAUUCUCCUCUAGUCCACCCUUCGGCUGGUAUGAUUCCACGCAAACUUCAUGAUACUAUUUUGUUAUUGGAUCAGAAUUUGGGGGUUGGUCGUAAUAAUACUGUGGGUGGAACUAACCCUCAGGGGAAUGGAGAAUCUGUUGAUAUUGGGGAUAUUGGGGGAAAUAACACUGAACCUGGGGUAGUUGAACCUCCGAUUGUUAAAGAACCAUGGAAAAGUCUGUUCACUGGAUCUAAAAUGGCUUCAAAAGGGGCGUCCCUAUCAUUUGUUACACCUGUGCUGCAGGAUGGGAAGAAAAUUGCUCAAUUGCAGGAGGAUGAAAUGAAUGAACUCACUGAGAAAUGGAAAUCAUCUAUGGUGAUGUAUGUGGUAGGGGAUUCCCCUACUAUAGCUUCUGUGAAAAGAUAUAUGGAAGGGAUGUGGAAUUCUGUUGCUCAGCCUCAAGUGUUUUACCAUGAUGAUGGUUACUUCAUCAUCAAGUUUGUGAACAUGAAGGACAGAAACCAGAUUAUUGCAGGAGGACCUUAUACAUUUUAUGGGAAACCAGUUAUCAUUAAACCCUGGACAGCAAACUUUAAUUUCUAUGAAGAAGUACUUAGGGUUAUACCUUUGUGGGUGAGAUUUCCUAAUCUGCCACUCAAUUGUUGGGGGUGUGAUUCACUAAGCAGGAUUGGUAGUCUGUUAGGGGUGCCACUCUUUGCUGAUGAAUGCACUACUAGGCAAGAUAGAGUAUCUUUUGCUCGAGUGUUGAUAGAAAUGGAUAUCACUAGCCCAUUGCCUGAUUGUGUCUGGAUAGAGGAUUCAAAGGGUGGGAUGUUCAAGCAAGCUGUUACUUAUGACUGGUUGCCACAAUAUUGUAAAGUUUGCUGUACUGCAGGCCAUGAUUGUACUAAAAAGACUAAACCACCAGUACCAAAACCUGUAGCCAAAAAGGUGUGGGUUCCUAAAGCUGUCCAACAAGCUCAUCCAAUGUCAGAACAACAGGAGCAACCUAAUGCUGUGCACACUCCUGAGAUGCCUGUUAACAAUGUUUCUGAUCCUACUCCAUGGAAAAUUGUGACAAGACGGACUAAGGGAUUGUCUAGAAUGAGGACUUUGAGCCCUAGCAAUCCAUUUACUGUGUUACCUGCAGAAUUGGGUUUCAAAGAAUUAACAGGAGGUGAUAUGGAGAUGCAAAAUACUACUGAACCCCCUGAUGAAGAAGAAACUAGAGUUAAGGAAAGCAAUUUCUCUAGAGUAGUCAAUAAGUUUGGGAGAAAUUGGAAAUGGGAAAAUAAUUACACUGCAAACCCCAGAGGUAGAAUUUGGGUAGGCUGGCUUUAUCAAGAAGUUGAUAUCCAUGUGUUACAGGUGCAUGAACAAUUUAUUCACUGUGAAAUUAGGGAUAGGUAUGGAGUGGUGGAAUUGUAUGUUACUCUGGUGUAUGGUCUUCACUCCAUUGACACUAGGAAGAAUUUGUGGAACUCUCUUACUACUCUUGCCUCAAGUGUAGGUAGUUGUCCUUGGGUCAUUACUGGUGAUUUUAAUUCUCCCCUGUUUGCUGAUGAUAGAAUCAAUGGUACUCCUGUUUCAGCAACAGAAACCAAGGAUUUUGAUGAGUUUAUUACAAGUAAUGGGCUGUGUCCUGUAAAGAGUGUAGGACAUUAUUUCUCUUGGCACAAAGGCACUGGUGAAGGUAAAAUUGCUAGCAGGAUUGAUUGGUGUUUGGGAAAUGAUGAAUGGAUUCAUAAAUUCAGUAAUGUUCAGGUUGAAUACCUAAACCCUUCCAUCUCUGACCACUCCCCUUUACUGAUAAACUGUCUGCCAGACAAGGUGGAGGGAGGUAGACCUUUCAGAUUUCUCAAUUAUUUGGCUGAUCAUAGUAGUUUUUCUGCUAUUAUUCAGGCGGCUUUUACUGAAGUAUACCAUGGCACUCCUAUGUUUAAGCUCUGGUGUAAGCUGAAAAAAGUCAAGGCUGAACUCAAGAAGUUACAUAGAGAAGACUUCUCUGGUAUUACUGAGAAGAUUACCAUUGCUAGAAGUGAGCUUGAUAAGGUUCAACAGAGUUUGCAAACUGGUAGAUCUCCUGCUCUUCUCAACCAAGAGGUGGUUUGCAUUAAACAGCUUAGGCAUUGGCUGAGAAUUGAUGAGAUAGCAUUGAGACAAAAAUCUAGGAUCCAAUGGCUAAAACUAGGUGAUUCUAACAACCACUUUUUCUUUUCCACUGUGAAAGAAAGAGUUAGAUUCAAUAGCAUUGCCAUCCUAUAUGAUGAUAAUGGCACUAAAUUGGUUGAUCCUGAUCUAAUUCAAACAGAAAUUCUGAGUUUCUACAAAAAGCUGCUUGUCACUUCUGCAAACACUCUUCCCUCUAUUCACAUUCCAACAGUGAGAAAUGGCUCUAGGCUAAAUAAUGAUGCUAGACAGGAUCUGUGCAGGGAUGUUACUGAUGAUGAGAUUGAUUUGGCAUUACAUGGGAUUGGCAAUGAUAAGGCUCCUGGUCCAGAUGGUUUAAAUGCAGUCUUUUUCAAAAAGGCUUGGCCUGUCAUCAAACAGGAUAUUUAUAGAGCAGUGAAGGAUGUGUUUGUUACCAAUUUCAUGCUUCCCCAGUACAACUGUACAUCUAUUACUCUCAUUCCAAAAGUUCCUAAUCCUACAAGAGUUAAAGAGUACAGACCAAUUGCAUGCUGUAAUGUGGUGUACAAAAUUGUUUCAAAAAUUCUAACUACAAGAAUGCAAGGGGUGAUUGGACAGGUUGUUAGUGAAUGUCAAUCUGGGUUUAUUCCUGAGAGGCAAAUUUCUGACAAUAUUCUGCUUGCUACUGAGCUCAUUAAGGGCUACAACUGA